UGGCACAUAAAAAUCGCUAUCGGAAAUACAAAAUUUUGUGCUCUGCAGUUUUGUGGUAAAGUAUUCGCUUGCACAAAAAUCUAGUUCACAGCGAUUUCCUGAGUGUACUGAAGUGUGAAACGUUGCGGUUUGGUCGAAAUAAGUGAAAUGAAAAGAAAAAUAGCCGGUAGUGCAAUUCAAGUCACCCAUCUGUGUCUAUAAAUCUCUCGCAGUUAUGCUGCAUUUAUAAAGGCCACAAACAAUGGUAAAUUUUCUCAUUCACUUUUGGAAAACAAAUGACAAUGUUGAACUUACCUUUGCUGCUGAUCCCAGUGCUCAUCUCAUUUACACUCCACUUAAGUGCAGGUCAGGCAUUGCACACAAAUGCACAGCAAAAUUUUUGGGAAUCCUUUGUACCUGGCGAACUGCUCCGGCUUUUGGAAAGCUCUACCUUAACAACACCCGAUGUGGGUAGCAAUGUCGCACAACGCAGAUCAGAUGUAGUAUCAUCAGCAUUAACAUUACCCGCUAGCGGGGAUAACAUCGUGCCUUUAAAACCAAAUUCAAUUCAUAAACGUUCAGGUUCAUCAACUGAUAACACUCAAGAUCAACAAAAUGCACCAUCAAGUGAUGAAUUCAAUUACGAUCAGGCUUACGAAGAUUUCGUGCGUCAAUAUUUUAGUGACAAACUAGAAGAAGAUAACGAUUCUAAUGAAAAUCAUGAAGAAGCACAAGAUAGCGAAGAGCAACAAUUAGAAACGGAACACAAUUCUUCAUCAACGGAAACGGAACCAUUGUCGGGGGAAACGAAAAAUCGCGUGCAACGCAAAACAAAAGAGAAAUGCCGACGCGUUAGGAAGAAUAAGCAAAAUUGUUUGAUUUGUGAAAAUGCGCUCAGUGGUGAAAAAUCAGAAUCAUGCUCUUUUUCGCGUGAAAGUGAACCGCAGAAAUAUGCAUUCGAGAGGGAAAGAAGCUAUAAGAAACAGCGUGAUGCUGAGGAACCUUCAUCGCGAAGUGUUGAACAAACAUCUUCGGAAGAGGCGAAGGCAGCGGAAUCUGACAAAAGUGAUGAAGAGAUUAAUAAAAGAAAUAUCAAAAGCAAUCGCCGCCAGGCUAAAAUCUCAAGAAAUAGUAGCUCAUGUAUACAAAUGAUAAAGCGUGGGAAAAUUUGCUAUCAGUGUGUGGAUGGCGAUGGCACGACCACCAAGUGUUAUGUGCCCAGAGGAAGGACGAAUGAAAGAGUGGAUAAUAAGGCACGUCCAGCCGAAGGAAAAGAACAUAAAGUGCAAAAAACACAGCAACGCAUUUACAAACGAACCAUUUCGUAUUCUUUCGAAAAGGGUACAAAUGGCACUGCAGCAAAUGAGCCGCCGGUUGAGGCCGACCAGGAAGAAGAUACUGCAGCAAAAAGCAGUGCACCAAAUUUAAAGGAAAAAAUAUUCAUUAAAGUGGUUAAGCAAAACGAAACAAUAGCAGAAUAGUUUUUAAAUGGUUCUUGCGAAAAACGAAAUAUAGUCGGCGUGAUUGUAGUCCAAAUUAAACAAAAUUAUUCACGUUUGUGCUAGUGGUAAACUGUCGUGUAUUAAAAACGCAAAAUUUUAGAAUAAUCGUAGAAAGAUGAGGGGUAUCAUUAAGUGCAAUGCUAUUUUGCUCAGACGGGAAAAUGUUGAGCCUUCGUAAAACCUGCACAAAUUACCCACUUUAACCCCAAAUCUAAAAAUAUCGCACUUUAAAAAUGUAAUUAUUUACGUAUUAUCCUACCAAAGUUUUGUUACAGUUGAUUUUUGUUAAUUCUUUUGCAAAAUUCACGAAUAAAACUUUAUAAUUUCGCGCCGUAAAAACAAAUGUAUUAACUGACUUUAACUGUCAAAUAUGUGUGAAAAAGAGAGAAAUAGAAAAGGGAAAAGGAAACAGAAAUAUAAAUUUAAAUUUAAUAUUUGAAAAAUAAUUGAAUAGACUGGAUCACUUUUCUCAUGAUCCUCAUAGACCGAAC
Messenger RNA from Anastrepha ludens (Mexican fruit fly), 1972 nucleotides. RefSeq lists its product as uncharacterized. The record is from RefSeq and is a predicted model, not a curated record. Lineage: Eukaryota; Metazoa; Arthropoda; Insecta; Diptera; Tephritidae. The coding region runs from base 276 to 1460 and encodes 394 amino acids. The transcript is spliced from 2 exons.